AUGACUACAAAUUACUCGGAUCCAGAAUCCCUGGCUACACUAACGGCUACAGUCAAUCAAGCGCUCAUAGAGACUGGACGGUUCUUUCGAUCAGCUGGUUCGAUCCAAUCCAGAGCUCAGCUGAAACGGUCUAUUCCGGCCGCCCAUGAACAAUUUCAAUUUGCAUUGGAUGAUCUCUCAGAACAGAUUUUCCUUGCCAAGGCGUUUCUAGAGCGCGACUACGAGGCAGUCCGUGCGACAAAGACAGAAACCCAGAUGGCUCAAGAUGUGGCAAUGGGCGAAACAGGAGUGAAGCCGGAGCCGGAAGCUGGAGAGCAAGCGCCAGAAAAAACAGAGAAGGAAGUUGAUAUCAAGAUUGAACAAACUACGGACGACGUGACUACGAACCCACCGGCACCAGCAGCCGCAGAAUCGAGUCAACCUAACGAACCCGAUCAACAUGUGAAGGCCGAACAGCCAGGCGAAACAUCUGCGGUCCCAGACCAAUCAACUGCAGAAACCAAGUUUGACACUGAACCGAACGAAACAGCGAGGGGCGGUGCGAACGACUUUGAUCUUCAUUUAGACUUUGGCAAUGAUGAGAUCGGGGACCAGAACUUCCUCAAUAUGAACACAGGUGGUGGCGCAAACGAGGCCGAUGGCUCUGGGUUUGGAAACGGUAUCCCGUCUGGGGGUGACGCAUUUGACUUGGAAUUUGAGAAAGCCGAUGCGAUUACUGGGGAAGAGCAACGGCCGCAACAACAACAGCCGCAACAACAGCAGCAUGAGCAGCAACAGCCACAGCUACAGACAGGCACGGAUUCUCAGACCGGGGAACAAUCGGCGGAGGAUAUCAUGGCACCUGGGGAGUCCAGUUUUGACGACCUGUUCAUGGGAAGUGGGGAAAUGGACGAUCAAGGAUUGCUGGAGGGAGAUGAAUUGAUGAACAUUAACGAGUUAGAUGACAACUGGUUUACAUGA
Molecule: messenger RNA, 960 nt
Organism: Aspergillus chevalieri
Lineage: Eukaryota; Fungi; Ascomycota; Eurotiomycetes; Eurotiales; Aspergillaceae
Exons: 3
Coding region: 1-960 (319 amino acids)
Source: RefSeq, a predicted model, not a curated record